Molecule: messenger RNA, 783 nt
Organism: Prosopis cineraria
Lineage: Eukaryota; Viridiplantae; Streptophyta; Magnoliopsida; Fabales; Fabaceae
Product: membrane protein PM19L-like
Exons: 4
Coding region: 133-609 (158 amino acids)
Source: RefSeq, a predicted model, not a curated record
ACAUUUAUAUCAUCGCUGUCGAACUUAAAGAGGACCACAAUAAAUAUCAGUUUGUUCCACUCGUCCUUCAAAAACAUAACCAAGUUCAUAUUUUGUCAGGCUUUUCAUUUAGCUUCAAGCUUAUAUAGAACCAUGGCUUCCGGAGGACAACAAUCAGCAGCCCCCAUCCUCUUGGUGCUUAACCUAGUCUUGUACUUCAUAGUUACAGCAAUUGCUUCCUGGGCAGUCAACCAUGGGAUUCAAAGGUCUCGUGAAACAGCAUCAAAUCUGUCGCCUCCAGUUCAGUUGUUUCCGAUAUAUUUUCCAAUUGGGAAUGCAGCAACUGGUGUGUUCAUAGUCUUCUCUCUGAUUGCUGGUGUGGUGGGCUUCACCACCUCACUCACUGGAUUGCAGAAUGUAUCCGAUGGGACUCCGUCUGGCUUAUAUACUGCAGCCACAUCUUCACUCACAUCUUGGGCUCUCACCUUACUAGCCAUGGGAUUAGCUUGUAAAGAGAUUGAAGUUGGUUGGACGGACGCAAGUCUGCGAUCUUUGGAGAUUAUCACAAUUGUUGUGAGUGGAACACAAAUGCUGUGCACUGGGGUUAUCCAUGCAGGGGUUCCUGGCUGAUUCUAAGAUGAACAGAUUCAUGGCAUGGCAAGUCUCUGGAAAAUAUUCUACGAUAUAUCACCAUAAAGAAUUCAACUUUUCUUUUACUGUUGUUUUAAUUACAUAUAUUUUUUUUUUUUCUAUUCUUUUAUGUCUGGGUGACAGUAUAUAUGGAAUGAUAAAUUUUACCUCGUA